AUGCCGCAUAUGGAAUCCUCUUCAAUCCAAAAUGUGGUUCCCGUCAAAUCGACCAGCGUUCCUCCUCCCGCCGAAGACGUCUCGACGCUUCUGAACACCAUCUUCGUCGCGAAGAGUUCGCAAGAGUCGCUCGACGCUGCAUAUGCCCUCACCGACGUGCUAAGCGAGUCGGUCAGCUUCCGUGGCUUCGCUCGCUAUGGCAUUUUCGACGCCAUCAAGAAAGCCGCCGCCGACAAGAAGGUAGGCGCCAAACGUGAGGGUGCCAUGUUCGCCAUCGGUGCCCUAUUUGAGCGAUUCCCCCCGAAGCACCGCAUAACCGAAGCGGUCUUCCUCCAGCCCGAAGACAAUUUGGUGGUCACCGCCCUCGACGCGUUGGCUGACAAAGGGCCCUCGGUUCGUGAGGGAGCCAAAUAUGCCCUCGAUGCGCUGUUCGGAAAUCUAUCUCCGGAAGCCCUGGUUGCUGGCCUCCUGCCGAUCCUUACCAAAUAUUUGGGCAAAGCCACCGGGAAAUGGCAAGGGACUGUGGGAGCGUACGGUUUGGUGGGCCGAAUGGCAGACAAGGCCAAGAUCGGAUCAGGGACGCGGGAAGAAGAGGAAAGCAAAGACGUCCUUCGAGAGAUGAUGGGCAAGCAGCUAGAGCGGUUGAUUCCGAUCGUCGAGGGAGGGAUGCACGAUUUGAAGUCCGAGGUUGCAAAGCAAGCCGCCAAGACGAUGACCAUAUUGACGACUCUUCUCCAAAACGACGAUGUUGCUCCCCGGAUACCCCUCCUCAUCAAAUCCAUGGAAAAUCCGUCCACCGGCACUCAACAGAAAGCCAUCCAUGCUCUGUCACAGACGACAUUCGUGGCCGUCGUCACAUCUCCGGUCCUCGCCCUCGUCACUCCGCUGCUGGAACGCUCCCUGAACACUCCAACCACGACCCAAGAGGUGCUGCGCCAAACCGUGGUUGUGGUGGAGAACUUGACCAAGCUGGUUCAUAACCCGAUUGAAGCACGAGCUUUCCUGCCGAAGUUGAAACCUGGUGUGAAAGCGGUGAAGGAUCGAGCCUCGCUUCCGGAAGUUCGCGAAAUCGCAUCGCGGGCGCUGAAGGUGAUCGAACAAGCGAUGGGCGAAAAUGGUGGUAAGGGAAUGGUCGACAUCUUCGCCCCCACACUUCCCGCACAUGUCGCCGCCUUGCUGGAGAAGGAAGUGCAAAAGAAUGGGGACAUUUCAGCCGAGGAUGCAUCGGUAUGGGCCUCGACCAAGAACUAUGUCUCCGAGAUGGUGGCCGAGGACGUCAACCAACGCCAUUUGGAUCGGCUGCAUGUCAACAUUGAACCGUACCUUAGGGAUUUGACUGACAGUGCACGUGCGUCUGCUAUUGCGGAAGCUGCGCAUGCGUUCUACGUCGAAGAGGAAAAUCGGAAAUACGGUGCUCCGAUCCAAGAGGAGGACGGCGAAGAGGAGAUUGUGAACGCAAGGUUUUCUCUGGGAUACGGUGGCAUGCUGCUCCUCUCGCACACCAACCUGAGGCUCCUCAAAGGCCACAGGUACGGGCUCUGCGGUCGCAACGGAGCCGGAAAGUCAACCCUCAUGCGGAGUAUCGCUGAGGGGAAGCUCGAAGGAUUCCCGACCCCCGAUCAACUGCGGACGUGCUUCGUCGAGCAUAACCAAGGCGAAAGCGCGGACCUCACCAUUCUGGAGUUUAUCGCGAAGGAUCCUCGUUUUGCCGACGAGACCGUCGAGCACAUCUCUUCCGUCUUGGAAGAGGUUGGCUUCGAUGCCGGUCCGGAGGGAAAGCAGUCCAUGAAGGUCGGCGCCUGCUCGGGCGGUUGGAAGAUGAAGUUGGCGUUAGCACGAGCGAUGCUCAUGAAAGCCCAAGUUCUGUUGCUGGACGAGCCGACCAAUCAUUUGGACGUUGCCAAUAUCAAGUGGCUGGAGGAGUACCUCCAAAAGCACACGGAAAUCACGAGUUUGAUCGUGAGCCACGACUCCGCGUUCCUCGAUGCCGUCUGCACCGACAUCUAUCACUACGAGCAGAAGAAGCUGGUUUCGUACAAGGGGAAUCUUGCCGCUUUCGUUAAGGUUAAGCCCGAGGGCAAGUCCUACUACACCUUGUCGGCCUCCAACGUUCAAUUCAAAUUCCCUCCCCCCGGGCUCCUGACUGGAGUCAAGAGCAACACCCGGUCGAUUCUUCGCAUGACGAACUGCACGUUCACAUAUCCCGGAGCAUCAAAGCCGAACCUGUUCGAUGUAUCCGCCGGGCUCUCGUUAUCAUCGCGAACGGCCAUCAUCGGACCCAACGGCGCCGGCAAGUCCACACUCAUCAAAGUCCUCACCGGCGAAGUGGUCCCACAAGAAGGAAAGGUCGAGAAGCAUCCCAACUUACGUAUUGGAUACAUCAAACAGCACGCGUUGGAGCACGUGGAAAUGCACUUGGAGAAGACGCCCAAUCAGUACCUGCAGUGGCGAUAUGCCCACGGCGAUGACCGCGAGGUGCUGAUGAAGGCGACGAGAAUUUUGACCGAGGAUGAGAAGGCGCAGAUGGCGACGCCAAUCGAUAUUGGCGACGGCAGUGGACCACGGAACGUUGAAGCGCUGAUCGGUCGGCAAAAGUACAAGAAGAGCUUCCAAUACGAAGUGAAAUGGGUGAACUGGCUCCCCAAGUUCAACAAUAUGAUCUCCCGCGAAACCCUGCUCGCCCGCGGCUUCCAAAAGCUCGUCCAAGAGUUCGACGACCACGAGGCCUCCCGCGAAGGGUUGGGCUUCCGUCAGCUGGAGCCGAAGAUCAUCUCGAAGCACUUCGAGGACAUCGGCUUGGACCCGGAGAUCGCCAACCACAACACCAUCUCCGGCCUCUCCGGCGGCCAAAAAGUCAAGGUCGUCCUCGCCGGCGCCAUGUGGAACAACCCGCAUCUCCUCAUCCUCGACGAACCGACCAAUUUCCUGGACCGCGAUUCCCUCGGCGGUCUGGCGGUCGCGAUCCGCGAUUUCCGCGGCGGCGUGGUCAUGAUAUCACAUAAUGAGGAGUUCGUCAGCGCACUGUGCCCGGAGCAAUGGCACGUCAACGACGGGCGGCUGACCGCCAAGGGCCACCUCGCCGUGUCCCUGGAUCGGUUCGAGGACAGCCGUCCCGGGUCUGGCAUCGGAACUCCUAGCGGCGUCGGCAGCGGGCCGGCCAGCGGGAUGAGCUCGGCGGUGGCGUCGGCGGCGGCGUCGGCAGCGAACAGCGAAGCGGAGGGCGGGGACAUGAAGUUCAAGGCGAAGAAGAAGAAGAAGAUGACGCGCGCGCAGAUGAAGGAGCGGGAGGUGCGGAGGCGGUUACGGCAUAUCGAGUGGCUGAACAGCCCGAAGGGGACGCCUCAUCCGCUGGACACGGACGAUGAGGCGGAGUAG
This is a messenger RNA of Eremomyces bilateralis CBS 781.70, 3375 nucleotides long. RefSeq lists its product as uncharacterized. Lineage: Eukaryota; Fungi; Ascomycota; Dothideomycetes; Eremomycetales; Eremomycetaceae. The transcript is spliced from 3 exons. The record is from RefSeq and is a predicted model, not a curated record. Gene Ontology annotation, molecular function: ATP binding; ATP hydrolysis activity. The coding region runs from base 1 to 3375 and encodes 1124 amino acids.